AAUGUGAUUCGCUGCUGCUGAAAGGUGAAAGGUUAACAUCUUAUGUAGCCACUAAGCUAGCAGGAACAUUGUUUACAGCGUUUUGUUUGGUCUUUUCUGCUACCGUAACAGCAUCGUUUACUACUCGUGCGUGCAAGUGAGUUAUACUCGGUAAUUUUGGCGACAUAAAACAAUUGUAUUGAAAGUCUUCCUCGCUGUGAAGGGAGGAACUUGAGCUACCAGCGCGCAUACUGGCUGGCGUCUUCCAUCGAGUAGGGUAAUGUGUCAAAUAUGACCUUGUUGGUACUGUCAGCUGAAGGGCGAUUUUAAGCUUAUGUCCUUAGUAAUGGCAUACACCAGGCUGUUUCACUUAUUCAUCAGAGCUAAAAGUUCCACCCAAACGCAAGUCGCCGGGGGUGGACGCUGCUUCCGUAAACAUGUCAGCACUUCAGCCUGGCGAGGGCAGAGCCGCAUGUCUGCUUGGGUCAUCGACCAGUUUGGCACUAAUGAAGUGCUCAGGUACUCUGACGACAUCCCGGUGCCUACGAUCACCUCGUCCAGCCAGGUGAUGAUCCAAGUGCACGCUGCCAGUCUCAAUCCUUUGGAUGUGGCCAUGAGAGGAGGGUAUGGUGCUAAGAUGCUGAAGCUACGAAAGGACCCAUUUUCUAUAAUGGACAAUGAUAGUGGUUUUCCUCUGAUCCUGGGUCGAGAUGUGUCUGGUGUUGUCGUGGACUGUGGAUCUGAGGUUGCUCACUUUGUUCCAGGAGAUGAGGUUUGGGCUACUGUUCCCCCGUGGCAACAAGGCAGCCUGGCGGAGUUUGUCAAUCUAACAGAGUUUGAGGUGUCCUACAAGCCCGAAUCUUUGAGUCACAUGGAGGCGGCGUCCAUCCCCUACGUAGCCAGCACUGUGCUGUCCGCACUUGGUAUUGCGGGUGGUCUUUGCAGAGACAACUCCUUUAAUAAAAGAGUUUUGAUUACCGGGGGAUCAGGAGGUGUCGGGACGUUUGCAAUUCAGUUGGCAAAGGCCUGGGGUGCCCACGUUACGGUCACUUGCUCGCAGAAUGCCGAGGGACUCGUCAGAGGUCUCGGAGCCGAUGAGGUGGUGGACUACGCCGCGGAAGAUGCGGCGGACCAACUCGAAACAAUGGAGAGAUUUGACGUGGUUUUAGACGGCGUGGGCGGGGACACCGAGGAAUGGGCGGUGGGCCUGCUGAAACCCUGGUCCGGGGCCAAGUACGUCACGCUGGUAACCCCUUUGCUCUCCGAAACGGAUACCCUUGGCCUGCUGGAAGGACUCAUUCACGCCGGAUCCACCCUGAACACCAAGGUCAUACAGAAUAUAAUAUCAAAUGGCAUCUUCUACCGCUGGGGGUUCUACGCUCCAGAUGGGCCUGGCCUGGAUGAGAUCAGCAAGCUGGUGGAUGCCGGGAAGAUCUUGCCAGUGGUGGAGGCCCAGUUUCCAUUCAGCCAGGUGCCUCAGGCUUUUCAGAAGUUGGAGUGCGGCCACGCCAGAGGCAAGACGGUCGUCAACGUGGCCGAGAAGCAAGACGGGGCGGAGCGAGAGUCGCACCAGAACGCCGCGCAGGAAACGGUAACGCAAAACUAACGACGAAGAACCAAGCUGUGCCGAUUCUUCAACCACCCUGCUCCAAGACUAUUUCUAGCAUAUAACAAGGUACUCUACCUGAGUGUGUGCUUUCCUAUUACUGUGAGGUUACUAUGGUUACCAAGAGCAACCUUUUAGGUCAUCUCAAACAUCCAUCACAACCAAUUCUACAUCAAUAUAUUGUUGAGUAUUUAUACCGCAACACAACAAAUUGACAGAAAAUCAAUAAAGGUGAGCGAAUGAAAGUAGAACUUUGUUUUAUUGCUGAAUAAAAUGUUAUAUGACAUUCAGAAUAAAAAUACACGAGACACAUUAACACUGCUUAAGUUAAUUUACAAAGACUGAGUCGUUCAUUGAAAAAGCAAAACAUGAACCGUGCGUUGUAGUACUUGGAGAGUCAAGUAUUUUAAGAAGGCAGCAAUAUAUUCUUUAAGAGAACUUCCCACCAUGAACAUUGCAGCAAAAAUGCACAUAGUCCUCAAAUGCUUGCUUUGCUGUGUGGAAUAAUCUUAAAUAAUUUCCACAUCCCACAUUUGGUGGACUUUAUUCGGAUCCAGGGUGUUGAGAAUCAGUUGGUUUUUGUCAUAAUGAUGCCCUCCUGUGAAAGACAUAUUUGAAUUCAUUAUGCUGUGCAUUAAUAAAAGAUGCUUGUGUGAGUUAAAAA
This is a messenger RNA of Syngnathus typhle (broad-nosed pipefish), 2249 nucleotides long. RefSeq names its product reticulon-4-interacting protein 1 homolog, mitochondrial-like. The transcript has 9 exons. Gene Ontology annotation, cellular component: mitochondrion. Bases 314 to 1585 code for a protein of 423 amino acids. The record is from RefSeq and is a predicted model, not a curated record. Lineage: Eukaryota; Metazoa; Chordata; Actinopteri; Syngnathiformes; Syngnathidae. Gene Ontology annotation, molecular function: zinc ion binding; oxidoreductase activity.